UUUUAACUUCAGUGUGUUGGAAUUAUAGUUUUGAUUGUUUAUUACACAUCAAGUCCGCCGUAUUCACUUUAAUUGAGCUAACGUCAGUUGAAGCGACACCAAGAAUAUCGUUACUUUUCAAAAACUCCAUGAUUGACAGUGAUACGGAUGAAUUUUCACAACAUGUAUCGUGUACAAUUGUACCUUAUGUAGAACAACAACCUGUAGCUGGUAUUGAAGUUUACUUCCUGAGACAAUUGGCUAAUCCUUUUCGUGUUGCCUGGACUCUUAUCAAGUUGGGGUAUGAACCAUUGGCACCAGUUCAGUUCAGUUCGCCUCUUGUUCUAUUUGGUUUAUCAUCUCCAAUUUAUGUCUAUCCGAAUUUCUUUAAGUAUACCUAUCAUUUAAUGAAAACAAUAGGUGUUUGGAAUGUGCUGUCAACAGGAUUGUUUGCAAAUGCUACACAUGAUUUUAUUGUGGAAAUAUUUCGCGCAGCGUUUAGACGAAGAACAAAUAUAUGGAUGCGAACAGAAAAUAAUUUUCACAAUAAAAAACAGAUCGUCAUUCAUACUACUACUAAUCAACAAACCAAUAAAGAAUUUCAGGCUGAACGACUUUUGGAAGAGUCAAGACUUUCAGUUUUCUUUGAAAGAUUUACUGAGAUAUUAUCACUAAAACUUUGGGAAGUCUUAGUCAGUCAUCCAUUUUAUGUGAUUACUGUUCGACAGAUUGCAGCUUUGAUUGGCAAGGAAACUCAGUAUACAUUUUUUCCUAUGGCUGUUCGAGCUGUUUAUCGUGAAAAUGGUAUUUUAGGAUUUUUCCAGGGUUUUAUACCACGUUUAAUUGGUGAAAUGAUUUUAACAUCAGCUUAUUAUUGUUCUUGUCGUCUGGUCAGAUUAUUAAUAUUUGGAUUAGGUAGAAGGUCUACUGAAAAUAUGAAUAUUUUACGUGUAUUAUUAUACUAUACAUUACAUAAUUAUACUUAUCCAUUUGAAUUAACCGGUUGUGUUAUGGCUGUACAUGGUGCAAAUUUAAUUGGUGCUACUGAAUCGAAUUCUUUUCAUAAUUGGUAUGAAUGUCAACGUUAUCUUAGUCAAAAUCAACAACUAAUUCGUGGUUGGCGUCCAUUUCUACGAAGUCAUGUUCAACAAAUUCAUUUACUAAAAUUAAAAAGUUAAUUUAAUGAAUUUGUGUAUUAUUACAUAAAUAAUCUAUUGUAAAAAAACAAACAUCUUGCAUAGAUGUUUCAUUGUAUUAUUGUACCCCAUUCUUCUAGUCAAUAUGUUUAAUGUAAUUUUUGUAUAGUUUCCAUAUACAUUAGAAAAAUUGAAUAAAGCUUGUAGCUGUGAUUAAAAUGAAAUUUUAUGCUCAUCCACCCCAUUCACUCUUCCCCACUACCCCAUCCCGAUUAUUUCUGUAAACAAUAAUGGUAGUGGAUCAAGUAGUGAAUCAAGUUAUGUUAAUGAUUUAAGUAUUCCAGUCGUCGUCGUCGUCGUCGUCGUCGUCAAGAUUUCAGCAGAAAUUCAACAUUGAAUACCUAGAAGUUAAUAAUAAUAAGAGGAAGGGAGGGAAGAAUUCGGAAUGAUAACAUGAACAGAAGAAAAAAGAAAAACAACAAGAAGAAAACUUAUUUCAGGGUCAUCAAUGAAUGAUUAACUAAUCUAUUUCCCUUUCACUUGAUUUAUUAACUUUAAUUGUAUGGUAAUCAUAUUACAUCAUUCUAUUAAUCACUAAGUAGGUAUUAUGUAUCUAAGUAUAAAAAAUAAAUUCUAUCAGUAAAUAACCUGAAAUGAUCAUCAUAUCAAACUGUCAAAAUGAUCAUCA
This is a messenger RNA of Schistosoma guineensis, 1803 nucleotides long. The record is from the annotation of a GenBank genome assembly. NCBI's taxonomy places the organism in Eukaryota, Metazoa, Platyhelminthes, Trematoda, Strigeidida, Schistosomatidae.